AGAUUCUUAUAUCGUAUGCCAGCAUACGUAAUGCUAAUGAUCAUAUAAGAACCACAAUUUUAAUCGAGAGAUCUCAACAAAUGUAAACCCCUUUAUUGAUGGACAGAAAUUAACAUCAUAUGCAACACCCUGAUCUGAUCGACGUAAGCGGACAUCACGUGCAACCUCUUGUGUUCAUCGUGAAACGUUGAAAUCACAUGCAACACUCGGUGUUAAUCGUUGACAUAAAAGCGUACCCAGUGUGUUGAUAGACAGUAAUUGACAUCACAUACAUACCCCUGUGUUGAUCGACAGAUGUUGACAUCGCAUUCCUACGCCGUUGUUGUUGAUCGAGACAUGUUGAAAAAUGCAAAUCCCCGUGUUGAUGGAGAUAUGUUGACAAAUGAAACAUCAUGUCCCAAUCGAGAGGUCUCGGAAUCACUUGACAGCUUCUCCGGAGUUCCAGACAUGUUUACACCAAAUGACAGUUUUUAUAGCAAAGAUGAGGGGCAGUUCUGGUGUGAUACAUGCGGGCAUUGUCUAUCGGACCUGGUUAGUUUGACACGGCAUGUUUCGGAGCACAUUGUUAUAAAUGACUCCCAUGUAAGUCACACUUCUCAUGCAGGGCAACGGUGUAAACAGGAACUUAUAACUGAUGGAGAUGCCCAGAAACAAAUAGGGGGCACAAGGCUAGGUGCUCCCGACUCCCCCCAGACUUCUGGAAGUCAAUACGCGUGCUCUGUAUGUGGGAUAGUGUUCCUAGAGAUGCAUGAGUUCAAAAGACACCGACAUCUUCACAUUGGAACAGACACAAAUUCUCCAAAUGAAAGCUCUCCUCAAGUCAAACGGGAUAUGGUGAAAUGUGAUUUGAACAUGAGCACUAAUAAUGUGGGUAAUAAAUCCAAGGUAUGCAAUUUUAUUUUGUCAAGCCACCUGACUAAGCAUAUUUGCAGUGUUUGUGGAAAGGAAUUUGCCAGACGCUCGGACCUCACAAAUCAUAUGAGGAUUCACACAGGAGAGCGGCCACACAGUUGCAGCGUUUGUGGAAAGGGAUUUGCCAGGGUCUCUCACCUCACUCGGCAUAUGAUGAUUCACACGGGAGAGCGACCGCACAGUUGCAGUGUUUGUGGAAAGGAAUUUGCCAGGGGCUCGGUCCUCACACGGCAUAUGAGAGAGCGGCCACACAGUUGCAGUUUUUGUGAAAAGGAAUUCGUCACCAGUGGCAACCUCACACGGCAUAUGAGGAUUCACACGGGAGAGCGGCCACACUGUUGCGGUAUUUGUGAAAAGGACUUUUCCUCAAGUUCCGACCUCACUAUGCAUAUGAGGAUUCACACGGGAGAGCGGCCACACAUUUGCAGCUUUUGUGGAAAGGGCUUUGUCAGUAGUUUCUGCCUCACUAAGCAUAUGCGGAUUCACACGGGAGAACGGCCACAUAGUUGCAGUGAGAGCGGCCACACAUUUGCAGUAUUUGUGGAAAGGACUUUGUUGCACGUUCUGUACUCAAAAGACAUAUGA
Dreissena polymorpha is the source of this 1497-nucleotide messenger RNA. RefSeq names its product zinc finger protein 271-like. The transcript has 5 exons. Lineage: Eukaryota; Metazoa; Mollusca; Bivalvia; Myida; Dreissenidae. The record is from RefSeq and is a predicted model, not a curated record. Gene Ontology annotation, cellular component: nucleus. The coding region runs from base 295 to 1497 and encodes 400 amino acids. Gene Ontology annotation, molecular function: DNA-binding transcription factor activity, RNA polymerase II-specific; sequence-specific DNA binding. Gene Ontology annotation, biological process: regulation of transcription by RNA polymerase II.